AGGAAGUAACCCCGGGAUAAAAACGCUCCCAAAAGUGUCGGAAACCCGAGGCGGCGCAGGGAAAGCGAGGGGGUGAGAGCGCUGAGCCGCCGCUGUCAGCAGCAGUUACUGGCCCGGUGUGAGCGGAGGAGACUCCGGCGCAGAUGGAGCUGUCAGCGAUCGGAGAGCAGGUGUUCGCCGUGGAGUCGGUGCUCAAGAAGAGAGUUAGGAAGGGGAAUGUGGAGUAUCUCCUGAAGUGGAAAGGGUGGCCUCCAAAGUAUAGCACCUGGGAACCUGAGGAACACAUCCUAGACCGGCGCUUGGUGCAGGCCUACGAGGAGAAAGAAGAGAAGGAGCGAGCUGUUGGCUUUAGGAAGAAAGGAUCCAAAUCUAAAAGACUUCUUCUGCAGGAUACCGUUUACACCAUGGAUCUCCGCAGUGCUCAUAAGAUUCCGGAGAAGCCUCCGCCACGCCUCCGUCUUUCCCUGACUCGCUCUCUGGGCUCCAACGAUGAAGAGGAGCCGUACAGUGCCUGCAGGCCGGCCUCACAACCCGGACAUCGAAAGAGCAGGCAGAGCAGAUGCCUUGUGUCAGACGCUUCUAGUCCUACACAUGAGGACUGGGAGGGGCUUGCAGAUGAAGAGGAGGAGGUGGAGAACAGUGUAGAAGAAGAAGAUGAUGCUUACGAAGAUGAAGACAAGGUGGAGGUUCAGAAGGAGGCACUGAAGAGGAGCACAUCCAUUUUAAAUGGACCAGAGGAGGCAGACGCCUGGAGUUCUGCGGUCGGGCCUCAAAGUAUCGAUACGACAGAGAAUGUGUGGAGACCCCUUAUCGGUCCCGUAGAGGUGACGGUCACGGACGUCACACUCAACUCCCUCACAGUGACCUUCCGAGAGUCCAGAGUGGCCAAGGGCUUCUUCAGAGACUGGGGCCUGGGUGUGUGAGUGAAAUGGGAGCGGACUGGCGCUGCCAGGGGAAGACGGAAACACGUGUAAGUGGUGGUUGAAGGCCAGGGUUGCAGUUUUUGUUCUCUCUCUUUCGCACUACUUUUCCCAUUACUAGCUACUCCCAGCUCGGUGAGUGAUAUGUUUACAUGCACAGACUCACCUGAAUGCAAGACGCACUCCAGGUAAUAUCUUACCAAAAUGAUCACUUCAA
Cololabis saira (Pacific saury) is the source of this 1137-nucleotide messenger RNA. RefSeq names its product chromobox homolog 7b (gene cbx7b). Gene Ontology annotation, biological process: negative regulation of transcription by RNA polymerase II. The record is from RefSeq and is a predicted model, not a curated record. The coding region runs from base 144 to 923 and encodes 259 amino acids. Gene Ontology annotation, cellular component: PRC1 complex. The transcript is spliced from 6 exons. NCBI's taxonomy places the organism in Eukaryota, Metazoa, Chordata, Actinopteri, Beloniformes, Belonidae.